Hyposmocoma kahamanoa is the source of this 2667-nucleotide messenger RNA. RefSeq names its product androgen-dependent TFPI-regulating protein-like. The transcript has 3 exons. The record is from RefSeq and is a predicted model, not a curated record. Gene Ontology annotation, cellular component: membrane; endomembrane system. NCBI's taxonomy places the organism in Eukaryota, Metazoa, Arthropoda, Insecta, Lepidoptera, Cosmopterigidae. The coding region runs from base 156 to 860 and encodes 234 amino acids.
UAAUCCCUGCCAAUCCUCGUCGAAGUACAGUUAAUGUUAAAAAAUUUUUGUACGUAAAUUUGUAUGUGUACCUGAACAAUUCAUUCAUUACUGUAUAAUAAGAAAAUCAUAAAUAAUUUUUGGAAUAUUUUGGUAAACUUGACGUGAAAGUAAAAAUGUUGAAGCCUUUAUUUCACCUAAUCAGCUUUCUCCAAUUUUUCUUCGGCUGCUAUUAUGACUUUAUGUACGUGCAAGUGCCUAGCGCAUCCACCCACACUCCAGAUUUUGGGUCCAAGUUCAAAUAUCUGACCUAUAUAAAUGCUAUGCUUCAAACAACAUACUAUGCAGUGGCUUUGUUGAAUGACUUUAUAGGAACCAAUGAGCCAACUCCAACACAGAAGCCAUUAAUUCGUCAAAUAAAGGAUUUAAUGUUCAGUGCUCUGGCGUUCCCUCUGUCAAUGUUUGUUGGACUCAGUUUUUGGGGAAUAUAUGCUGUGGAUCGGGAAUUAAUCCUGCCAAAGAGUUUUGACCCAUAUUUUCCUACAUGGUUAAAUCAUGUUAUGCAUACCAACAUCCUGUUUUUCAUAUUCGCUGAACUAAUUAUUACAUUCAGAAUGUAUCCUCAAAGGAACCAAGGACUUGCCAUUCUAUCCGCAUUUAUGUUGGCCUACAUGAUUUGGGUGCACUACAUCUACUUCCACACUGGAGGCUGGGUGUACCCUAUCUUGUCUGUUUUGAAUUGGCCUCUUCGAAUUACGUUCUAUAUAUUUAGCCUUGGUUUAGUAAGUGGCCUUUAUACUUUAGGUGAAACCUUAAAUAAAACUAUUUGGUCUAAAGAAGUAGAGAAACAAGUCAAAUCGGGCAAGAAAAAAGCCCAAUAGAAUUUAUUUUAUCUAAGUAUUGAAGGUUGUUAGCUAAUUAUAGAAUUCUGGUGAAUGGUUAUGAAGUUAGGUAAUUUAUGAACAGUAUAGAUAACACUUGUGUGGUUAUUCACCCAAGGCUUAUGACUAGUUAGAUGUUUCUUAGCAUGCUAUGACACUAUUUCUGAUAUUUCAGAGCUGUUACAUGCUCCAAUGUUACAGGUUGCUUGGCAAGGUGAGGGCGACUACCCUCAUUUAAAUUCCUGUAGCAUUAUCAUUGUCAUUCACUUUUUCCUGACACCUGGACAAAUUUUGGAAACUAAACAAUUUUAUAAAAACUGCUCUGAAAUGCCAAGAAAAGAUUAAAAAGGCGUAUAGUGUAGUAAGGAACCUGUAACCAGUGACCAUAAUUUAAUCUGUGAACAAGUUUUUGCUAACAUUUUCUUCUAUAGAACCUGAAAUAGGUAUUUUGUUAUAUAGUAAUUAGGUGUGUUUUAAUCUUGAUAUCAAAUAAAGAUAUCUUCUUUGUCUUACAAAUCUGCAAUAAUUUAUUGUAAUUAUGUGAAAUGUAAAACACAAUAGUAUUCUGGAUUCAAGAACCAAUUCAAGAAAAGCAAUAUAUUAUUAUUUGACUUCAAAAUUUCCAUUUAGAAAAAAAGGUUUACUGAUAGUAGCCAGGUUCGCAAAGUAGUAUAAUGCGUAUUAAGUAGCCACGUAAGCUAAGUUUGUUGUCCCAUUUUAAAUUGCAAACAUAAUAUAAUACCAGUGCCUGUAAUGAUCAUAUUAAAAUGCACUGCCAUGCAGUUUAGACUUUGCCCAUUGAAUGUUAGCCUAAAUAAAAUAGGAGAUAAAAUAAUAUAAUAUAAUUAGAAUCAAUGGCUCCUAAACAACUUUAAGUAAAUCGUGUUACAUUCCAAUGUGCUCUAUUUAAAAAUAAAUAAUCUGGAAUAAUAGAGGCUAGAAAAUUUUAAUGUAUUGUGUAUUCAGGCAAUAAAUAUAUUAAAUCAGGGAGUUUAACUGUCACCAUAAAUGAUUAAAAUGAUCUAUAAUAAGGUUAUCGAAGAUACGUAAUUGCUAAAUUAAUGCAAAGUAACGAUUACUGUUUUGAUAUAGGCAUAUCUUGUGUAAUAAUGAGAUAGUGAUGUUAUGUAUUUCGAAUAUGUUUAUCAUUUCCUUGUAAGGGUUAUUAUAAAAUGACACUGCAUCUUUAGACGGAAAUAUAUAGUCGAUGUCCUAAGAUACUUGACCCGCUAACCGAUUAUUUAGUUCUGAGUGAGAUAUCAGUGUAAAAAAAGGUGUUAAACACACUAAAAUAUGAUUUCUUUAUUGCAUAUUUAGUGAAUUACAGAUCAAAUUGGCUUAAAAUGUUUUAAUUACAUUACGUAAAUACAAAUUUCAACCAAAAAGCUGUAAUAAUUCCUUUAACACUUUUCCGUUGAAAGCGUAAGAAGGCUCUUAGGACCAAACGGUUGGCUAGGCGGUCAGCAGCUUGAUUUUUAUUGCCUUUCCCGAUGGGAAACUGCGUCUUUUCAGAGCCGAGGCGUAUAAUAUUGCGGAUGGACUACCUGAUCGGAUCGAUUCCGAUUUUAAUUAAAAUCAAGGCGCAGGUAUCUUAUGGCAUCGAAUGUAUUAGCGCGCUAGUAAAUAAGAGGUGAAAAUGUAUUAUUAAAAUCCACCCAACGAUUCUUAAAUAGGGUUGAUUCUGUUAAGGUCUAAAAAUAAUGUCCCUAUUACAGUAGUUACAAGUAAAAAGAAGGCUAUAAUAUUAGUACCUACUGCCUUUUAUAGUUUGUUAUAAUAGGCAAGUUCACUGUACAGCUUUAUUUUC